AUGGAAGUGAAACCAGUUCCUAAGCCGCGCUCGCUAAUACCAGAACGUCCAGUGCCAGCUCCUCGGAACCUCUGUCCGCCCAAGACUGUGAAUCAGUCAGCAUCAACGAGGUCCUUGAGUCCUAGUGAGUCAUCCAGCCAGUCAGAAAUGAGUGACGACCGCAGAAGUACGGAGUCUAGGAGCAGUUCCGAGAAAAAUUUGUUCAAAAAUCUCGGUACGUCUUCGCGACAACUCAAGGAUGAAUUAUCUGAGAAGAUGACUGUGAAGGGCAAAGCGAUGAUAUCUAGCACGAGAAAUGCAAGUAUCAGGUUAGAAAAAUCUGUGAAAAAUUUACUGACUCGUCGGCUGACGUCCAGCCAAGACCAGGACGAGAGCAAGAAGAAUGAAGACGACGUUGAUAGGUGCGUAUCGAUGCCCGCAGGCUGCGAUGACAUUUUUAAGUCUAUAUCAUUUUACAGCCCUCUGACAUCUAAUUUAAAGAGUGUUAAAAAUGAACAAGACUUGACUGAAACUCGAUACAGUCCUCCACCACCAGUUUACCCACCGCCUCCGCUUCCUGAUGAAUCGAUCUACGACGAGCUUCAAUCGGUUACUUCCGGCAGUAGAUGUGGAACAAUGUCGUCCAGUCUAAGUGUUUCCGAUCGGCUUUUAGACUUUCCUGAUACUGCUAGUCUCCUGAAGUUUGCACGAAAUCGCAGCGAUUCGGAGUCAAACCAGAGUUUGAAUUUUUCAGACGCAAAUUACAGUCAGAAAGAAGAUAUCAUCAAGCGAUUGUCACGCUCAGACUCUUGGACAUUUUAUGACUCGGCUUUUUCUGAGGACAGAAAUGAUAAAAAUGAAACUGAUAGCACGUUGGACACGAUAGCUUCCAACGUUGAGGAAGAAGAGCCAAUUCGCGAGCGAGUUAGUGAUAGUUGUAACAGUGCCAUGUCUGUUAGAAAUUCUUUGUAUGAAAAUUGGAGUCUGUCGAAGACUGGAGACUCUGAAACGGAUAGCAAAACUCGGAAUCAGACGCACAGUAAAUCUUUGUUGUUUGAAUUCGAUCCGUUUGCUAAGACUGAGGAAAAUACGUACGGGAACUAUGAGAACAAUGAUAUGAUGCUUCUGGAGGCUUUACUGGCGACCAGUGAGUCUCCGACCAGCGCUGGAAGUGUCACGGAUUUGAGAGAAUGUGACGGAGAAGAAGACACCGGAGAAGAGGAUGUUGGAGUUGAAGACUCUGGUAGUCCGAAUCAGGCUAUGAUUUCUUCACCACCGCCUCCUCCAAGACGGUUCGACUCAUUGCCGAAAAAUGAGUACGAUGAAGUAGAGCUAGUAGAGGCCCCGGAGAAAGUAGUGGGCAAAAAUCCAGCAUUAUUGCCGAAGUUAGUUCAUCUUGCCAGAAGAAAACAGCCAGCGGUACCGCCGAGAAAGUCUUCCGUAAAAGUUUUAGACGAAUCUGUGCUUGAGGAAGCUGCGAAUCUGUCUUUGAGCAAGCCUGAGGAAGACAACAGUGUGCCGAAACCUGCUGAGGAACGGAAGAAGACGAUGAUGCAGAAGCUCAAGAAGCUGAGGCAUGAUUCGACGGCUCAUGUCAGGCCAAAUGUUAUGAAUUUUAUGAAGAAUUCGAAAUUGCUGAGGCGUGAGCAACAUGAAGUUAAAAAAGUCGCGGUUAUGAAGAUGGAGAGACCCAAACUAGAGAGCCAGGUUAUUCCUGUUUGCCAUCGUGGAAUUGUUUAUAGAUCUGGAGUGGGCAUGGAACGCGCUAAAGACUUGGUUCAACGGGCUGCAGUGCUAUCUGAUCAGAAAAUAAGUUUUUAUGUUGAUAAAAGCAUGGUUACACUCAAAGAAGUCAUUCAUCUCGAUGCUGUUCAGAGUGUUCAUUUGCUUCAAGAUGUCAAAACUGUAGACGGAGAAACGGUCCACUGUAUCGCUGUAAGCUGUCAAGGCAGGCCAAGUGUUCACGUUUUUUACGCUAAAGGAAUUACCGAACGCAGAAUAUGGGCUCAAAGAAUUCUUGAAGCACUUACUCCCGUUUUUCCAGCUAAAUACUCCGCAGAGCUAACGCGAGCUGGUUGGGCUUAUCUCAAAGAAGGGGUCACUGGAUCUUGGUUUUCAGCAUGGGUCUUGUUACAACAACGAACGUUAAUUUAUACACGGUCUUUGGAUAUUGUGGAAUUCGAGCAAUUAGACCUCCGUAAAGCACGUUGUAUUUUAAUAAGAGAACAAGAGGGACCUAUUGAAGGCGCCGGGAAUAUUCCAAUAGUUGUAAUAGAUGCUGGUCACGGUGCAUUACAUUUAGCUGCUCCAGGAACUCGUGAAGCGCCGGCUUGGCGGCAUGCGCUCCAUCAAGCUGCUACUAGCUGCGGCGCUGGUUUGGAUGAACAACAAUUAACUCAAGAUGAUGUUCCAGUUAUUCUUGAUAAAUGCAUUAAUUUUAUUUACGCACACGGAAUAAUGUCUGAAGGAAUAUACAGAAAAGGAGGUUCAAGCAGCGCUGUCGUUCGAUUACUGGAGGCGUUCAGAAGAGAUGCGUGGGCGACGCAAAUUAUCCGUAGCUCUUACUCCGAGCAUGACGUUGCCACAGUGUUGAGAAGAUUUCUUCGGGACUUACCCGAGCCGAUUAUUCCACCUUGUGUACACAAUGAACUCUGUCGCGCAUCUGAUAUUGAGGAUACUGACGAACGUUCUAAUAAAUACCGAUCAAUUUUGAUGCCGGUGCUAAACGAAGUCUCGAAGAAAACCCUAAGGCGGAUAUUGGCACAUUUACACUGCCUGAGUCAGCAGAGUUCGAGGAACCUGAUGACUGUAGAAAAUAUAUCCGCGGUAUGGGGACCCACUUUGAUGCACGCUGGAAGUAAAAGUGCAGAAGAUUGGAACCGUGCUGAGACCAGUGUCGUCGGAGAUCUAAUACGAUUUUAUCCAAAAUUGUACCAACUUUCUGCUGACGAUUUAGCCAAGGAAGCGAAAAUUCUCGAAGUUUUGGAGAGACAUGUUGCUAAUAAUGGACUUAGGGGCGCUCCUUCGGGUGAUUUAAAAAUUUGGAUCUAUUUGUUUACCAAAGAUGGAGAGUGUGUCAAUGUCACGAUUGGCCCACAAAAAAGCGCAGCUGAUGUAUGCAGAGAACUGUCUGAAAAAGCUCAAGUACCAGCUCAUGAAUUAUGUCUACAAGAGUGUACAUUAGGAGGUGCCCUUGAGCGUCCGCUGCAUCACGCGGAGAAAGUAUUGGAAGCUGUUGCAAGAUGGGGAUACUGGGACCCAGAAGAUCGUAAAGACAAUAUUUUGAUCCUGAAGAAGGAUCGUCUCUACAGAGAUAUUGUGCCUCGGAUAAAACCACCGAUGACAAUAUCAGGAGAGCUGAAAUUCGCCGACACAAAGUCCAAGCAUUUCAAGUCAUACUUAUUUGAAUUCAGUCAAGCAAAAUUAUGCUGUUACAAAGACAAAGCAUGUGCAAUUAAAAUCCAUGAGUGGAAAAUAGAAGACAUUAUCUGGUAUUUAGGCCACGAACCCAAAAGGAAUCCACAGUCGGGAUGGUCCAUCACAUUCCUUCUCAAAAACAAAAAACCUACAAGGUGCAAAGACAGUCCAUUUUUCGGAAAUGUUCUAGCCGGUGUUUCUGUGGUCGAUCAGUACCGCUGGCUGGCUGCAAUGCUCUUUGGCGAGCACCAGCUAAACCUUCUACCCUCAGCGAUAAACUUAAUGGAUCCUUAA
This is a messenger RNA of Cotesia congregata, 3690 nucleotides long. The record is from the annotation of a GenBank genome assembly. Lineage: Eukaryota; Metazoa; Arthropoda; Insecta; Hymenoptera; Braconidae.